Haemonchus placei is the source of this 240-nucleotide messenger RNA. Lineage: Eukaryota; Metazoa; Nematoda; Chromadorea; Rhabditida; Trichostrongylidae. The record is from the annotation of a GenBank genome assembly.
AUGCUUAUCAAGUCUCAAAAUAAAGUGGAUGCCCUAACCCCAUUUCUGAUCUUUUUCGUUGUGGGGUUCCUAUUUGGCAUCUUCCUAGCGUUCCUACAUGUGCGAUUAGUGAGAUCUAUGACGAAGAGCCGACUUUCAUCCAAGCGUACAGAAAAGAAGAGGAAGGCAAAAAAGUCGAAAAAAGGGAAAGAAGGGAAAGGCAAAGGCAAGGAGAAAAAGAAGGGGAAAAAGAAGAAGUAA